AUGGCUUACGAGACCAACAAUGAGAUUAUCGUUGACCUCGGAGUCAAGCCAACUGGCAUCAUGAUAGACUACAGUCACCAACUCAUCCACCGAAGUAAAGAUAUCCCACUGAGCAAGCCUCGUUUCAGCUGGAACUACCUGGAGUUUCCAGAAAACGUCAAAUAUGAAGUAAUCAGAGAUGGAUUCAAUAUCACUUAUCACUUUGAUACCGCGUCAUCGCCAAGCGUCGGUGUUAUCUUGGAAAACCUGGAGGGAAAGUUUGCUCACAUUCUGGAAGAAAGGGAAAAUGAAAAGAGAAAUAGAGCGGUGCACAUCAUCCUAAUCAUAAUCAGUGUCUUUCUCAUUUGGCACACAACUAUCUGGUUUUUUUGUGUGUGGUGUCAAGUUUGCAAGAGCACAAGAUAUAGAAAAAGGCUGCGGCGAAGAAUUGAGAGAGAAGAGGAGAACAACCUUAAUAUUAUUUCUUUGCUUGAUUUUGAUCAACAGUCUUCGGGUACUGCAUACCACUCUGUGCACAGUGUUGAUAAUGACACAUUUAUCCCUUGCCCCUAUCACUUCUUUUCUACCAAUCCAAAAUUCCUAAUUCAACCCACACAGUUCCCAGUGUUUUCGAUCCUUCUUUUUCCUCUCCGUCACUCACGUCCCGGUUAUACUGUUUCCCGGUAUACAAAUUGGCCCGACUGUAUAUCUUCCUUUCAAAUACAUUUUGCCCACGAAGUGUGUUUCAAUCACUAA
This is a messenger RNA of Caenorhabditis briggsae, 735 nucleotides long. Lineage: Eukaryota; Metazoa; Nematoda; Chromadorea; Rhabditida; Rhabditidae. The transcript is spliced from 3 exons. The record is from RefSeq and is a predicted model, not a curated record. The coding region runs from base 1 to 735 and encodes 244 amino acids.